Lacerta agilis (Sand lizard) is the source of this 2016-nucleotide messenger RNA. It is a transcript of the gene GTF2H4, whose product is annotated as general transcription factor IIH subunit 4. The transcript has 14 exons. NCBI's taxonomy places the organism in Eukaryota, Metazoa, Chordata, Lepidosauria, Squamata, Lacertidae. Gene Ontology annotation, biological process: nucleotide-excision repair. Bases 103 to 1485 code for a protein of 460 amino acids. Gene Ontology annotation, cellular component: transcription factor TFIIH holo complex; transcription factor TFIIH core complex. Gene Ontology annotation, molecular function: ATPase activator activity; double-stranded DNA binding. The record is from RefSeq and is a predicted model, not a curated record.
CGGGAGCUUGGAGCCCUAGGAAGAGGAAGGGCUUUGCUGGGUUGUCUGAGCCUAGAGAAAUCCGGAGGAGCUGAAGAUCGGGAAAAUGCAUGCGAGAUUACUAUGGAGUCGGUGAUGAAAUUGCAGAGGGUACAGCUGAAAUGCAAGAACCUUCAUGAAUUCCUGCGGGGCCUCAGCCCUGGCAUCUUAGACCGGCUCUACAACCAUCCUGCCACAUGCCUAGCUGUCUUUCGAGAGCUGCCGGGGUUGGCCAAGAACUAUGUCAUGAGGAUGCUUUUCCUGGAACAGCCCCUCCCUCAGGCCGCUGUGGCCUCCUGGGUCAAGAAGGAGUUCACCAAGGAGCAGGAUGAAAGCUCGGAUGUCUUGCUGGGGCUGCGGCUCUGGCACACACAGCUGCUCCCCGGCGGCCUCCAAGGAAUCGUCUUGAACCCCAUCUUUAAGGAGAACCUGCGCAUCGCCUUGCUGGGAGGAGGUAAGGCCUGGUCUGAUGACACUGGCCAGCUGGGCCCAGACAAGCACGCCCGGGAUGUCCCGUCUCUUGACAAGUACGCCGAGGAGAGGUGGGAGGUCAUCCUGCAUUUCAUGGUGGGCUCUCCAAGUGCAGCCGUGAGCCAGGACUUAGCUCAGCUGCUCAUUGAAGCUGGACUGAUGAAGAGUUCUGAACCUGGGGAGCCCCCCUGUAUCACAUCUUCCGGCUUCCAGUUCCUGUUGCUGGAUACCUCAUCUCAGCUCUGGUAUUUCAUGCUGCAGUAUCUCCAGUCGGCUGAGACCCGGGGCAUGGAUCUGGUGGAGAUUCUUUCCUUUCUCUUCCAGCUCAGCUUCUCCACUCUCGGCAAGGACUAUUCCGUGGAAGGGAUGAGCGAGUCUCUGCUGAAUUUCCUCCAGCACCUUCGGGAAUUUGGCCUCGUCUUUCAGAGAAAGAGGAAAUCUCGCCGUUACUACCCCACACGGCUGGCCAUCAACCUUUCCUCUGGCAUCUCGGGCACCACAGUGGACACCCAUUACCAGGGCUUCAUAAUUGUGGAGACCAACUACAGAAUCUAUGCCUACACAGAUUCCGAACUACAGAUUGCGCUCAUCGCCCUCUUUUCCGAGAUGCUCUACCGCUUCCCCAACUUGGUGGUGGCUCAAGUCACCCGGGAGAGCGUGCAGCAAGCCAUCGCCAAUGGCAUCACGGCAGACCAGAUCAUUCAUUUCCUACGUACCAGAGCUCACUCUGUGAUGCUGAAACAGACCCCGGUGCUGCCUCCCACCAUCACAGAUCAGAUCCGGCUGUGGGAGCUGGAACGAGACAGACUCCGCUUCUCUGAGGGUGUCCUCUACAACCAGUUCCUGUCUCAGGUCGACUUCGAGCUGCUGCGCAACCACGCAAAGGAGCUGGGGGUCCUUGUCUUCGAGAACCCGGCCAAACGUCUCAUGGUGGUGACGCCGGCCGGCCACUCGGACGUCAAGCGCUUCUGGAAGCGGCAGAAACACAGUUCCUGAAGGGCAGGGAACUGCCGGCACUCCCAGAUCUCUCUCCUUGCACUUUUCUGCUGGGAAACAGGAGUCGGGGUGGGGGUGUUAGCUGCAUCCCCCCACCCUGCCCCUAACUGUCAAGGAGUAGCAGAGAGACAGAGAGGAAGGAGAAGAAGGUUUCGUAGGGGUUGUCUGAUGACUCCCCUCCGGUCAAGAACUGAUUAAAAGGAGCAGGAAAACGUCUCUAGGUUCUUCUUCCUCUUAACAGAAGUGGCUAAAGUUUGCUGGCUGCCACUGAGCGGAUGUGGCCCUGCUGUUCCAGUUGGGCUACCGCUGAUACGGAAAAGGUUAAGACAACUAAACAGCCGUUUAAAAUGUACGUGCCAGGGUGCCGGCAUGGAUUUGGAACGGACUCAUACAGCUGAAAUGGAAAUUUGAUCUAAAGCCUGGAUCAAGCAGUGUAACAACAUCGGAUCAGAUUUGUAAAUAGCCUCUUUUUUGUAAUGUUUUUAUUGGGAUAGAAGUAUCAAUAAAACACCCACAUCUGAAGUUAUUUUA